AUGUCCGGUUCUCCCCCACCGGAGCCACCCAUCGAACCUCCACAGAUUGCAGGUCGCCGAAGAAAGCGAUCUUACACUCCCCCUGUGACGACCGCAUCCGCCUCCGCCUCCGCUUCCGCCGUCACAUCACCUGUAACUCCCCUGGAACAUACUGCCCCAAGAUUAGGCGCACAGUCAAGAGUUGGGGCGACCAUCGCAGAGUUCCCUGUCCAGCCUGGUCCUUAUGCGCUCGCAUAUGCGCCACAAGCCUCGUAUCAAUCCUCGUCAAGUCUACCCACCGCCUCGAUCAGCGGACCCGACCCUCGGUAUGCGCUGGCAUCUAUCUCGCCCCGGUCCGCACGAAAGCCCAAGGCACACGUGGCAUCGGCCUGUAUCAAUUGUAAAAAGAAGCACUUGAGAUGUGAUAACAAUCGGCCUUGUCGGCGAUGCAUCGCCAGCGGAAAAGAGGAAACAUGUGUCGACGUCGAGCAUAAGAAACGGGGGCGACCUCCUCUGAAACCUGAGGACCCUUCUGCGAGGCGCGCGUUCGAAUCGACCAUGAGCCCCGUCGCCGGAUCACUGGGAGACCCUAUGAGGAGGAUGCCUGGGUCAGGCCUGGCUUCCUUUCCCGCUGGGGGUGGUCCACGAAGUUUUAGGCCCCUUCAAGCCUAUGACCCUUCUCGACCACCUUUGAGAGGGCCGCCGUUCCAGUCGAUGUAUGCCCAACCAUCCAUUUCGCCGAGCCCAGCCAUCGCUCUGGGAACGUUUAUUCCUCCUUCGCGACCGUAUCCGUCUGGCCCUACUCCGGUUCCUGGACCGUCGCGGCCACCCUUUAGUCCUCAACAGUCCGAAUCCUCGCUUAGAUCAGUCGCCUCGUAUUCUACCGGCUACAACUACCCACCUCCUCCGAGACAGAUGGGCCCUCCGUCUCAUGUGACGUACUCCAACCCUAUCUUUCCGCGCCAGCCUGGAUCAGCGCCGAUUCCCGGCGGGUCCUUACCGCCCAUGCAAGGUCCAGCGAGUCUUCAACUUCCACCGAUUCGACCAGCACCUCCUGCCGCAAUCGAUCCCGCAAUCACCCAGCAACAGCAACCCCGUCAACCUGUCCAACCAUCCCCUCGUCAGGAGCUGGAGCGGCGAGGCGACGGAACACAAGAACCUGACCCCAAACGACCAAAGAUGGACAUACAAGGGAUACUGGGGCCGCGACAUGAUUAA
Molecule: messenger RNA, 1197 nt
Organism: Capronia coronata CBS 617.96
Lineage: Eukaryota; Fungi; Ascomycota; Eurotiomycetes; Chaetothyriales; Herpotrichiellaceae
Exons: 2
Coding region: 1-1197 (398 amino acids)
Biological process (GO): regulation of DNA-templated transcription
Molecular function (GO): DNA-binding transcription factor activity, RNA polymerase II-specific; zinc ion binding
Source: RefSeq, a predicted model, not a curated record